GUGGAAACCUGCCGAGUGUAAGCAAGCAGCCCUGCCGGUGUAAACGACUGGAGACGGUACGAUGACCUCGGCUGGGCUGGUGCCGGACUGCAAGGCGGUGUCCUUGGUCCUGGACCAUGUCCUGGAAGUGGAGAAACAGCUGAGGGAAGAAGAGCCGGCGUUCGAUGAAGAAACCCUGCAGCACUUGGUGACAGUGGCUGACGCGGUGAAAGAGUUGGAAGACAUAAGAAGAAAUACACGUGAGCUUCUGGAAGUAGAGACAAUAGAAAAUAGCAAGUUACGAUACACAAUGAUGCAUCUACCUGGAAUCAUCACAAAGGAGAUAGAAGCUGCCAUUACAAGCGCACGUGAGGCUGUGGCGUCAGAGAUGCUGCAGUUACAGAAUGAACUGAGAGAUAUAACGCUGGGCUUGGAAAAAACCCAGAAGAAACAAACAGAGCUCGAGGAAAUGAAUUUAGUUCUGAGUCAUCAGGAAAGGACAUUGUGGGAUGAACAUCAGGUUGCAGUUGAUCUGCUAAACCAGCAGAUGGCAGGAAAGGCCCAACAAAGCAUCCUGGUAAACCAGACUCACAAGAGCCGCAAAGAUGCUGAGGAUGCAGUGAUUGAAUACCAAACCAGAACUGAAGACCUGGAAGAGGAUAUGGCCGUUGAAAAACAACAAUUUAACAAGGAGAUAGAACACCUAACUGCUGAGAUUGCAGAAACGCAGAGAAAGACUGAAGACCAAGAAGGCCGAAAUCUAGAUAAGAAAGCACGCCUUAGUCAGAGGAGAUCGGUGCUGUUUGAUGUGGAGGAGAAGAAUAAUAUGAUUAGCGAGAAUAUAUCUUCAGAGAAAGACAAGAUUUUGAUUUUGCAAGCUUCACACAGAAGACUGACACAUAAAUUAGACAUUCAGAAUAAGCAAUUGGUGGAUUCAUCCAACAAAAUAGAUGUCCUAGAACUGUCUAUGGCUAAUCAGAAAGAGAACUUUAACAAACAAAGUAAUUCUUUAAAGGAGAAAAUACUAAUGUUAGAUGAGGAAAUAAAUGCUGCUGAAAUGUUACAUGGGCCUCUAACCAAGAAACACAAGGAUCUGAAGCAGGAAUACCAAGCGGCAUCGGGGGAAGAGGACAGGCAAUAUGCCAUAAAGCGAGAUGUAGCAACGCAGCUUGAGAAAUCAAGAGCAAUCCUGGAUGAGAAACAGGAACGUUUAGGAAAGAUAAGUAUGGAGGUGAAAGAAAUGAAGCUUGAGGUUGGAAAUCUGCUAGAAAGUAAGCGAAUCUCUACAGAGCAGAUGUCUUCACAUGUGGAAGAGUACAAGGGGGAUCUGGCCAAUGAGUCUCAAAAAAGAAUGACAAUUCAAAUUCAAAAAGAUGAAGUGACGAAGGAGAUGGAGCUUUGGAAACUGGCUGAGGAGGACUUUAUGAAAGAACAGAAGAAAAGAAUUGAAAAUGGACAAAAGAAGAAAAGUUCUUUAUCAGAAAAGGGCAGACGUCUCCAGAGAGAAACUGAGAUAUGGAACAAAGAGAUCUGCAACAUAAAUGAAGAACAACGAAAAGCAAAUCAAGAAUAUUCCAAUCAAGUACAAAGUCUUAAAGAACAGAUAAAAUUGCUGGAGGCGAAAGUAAGCAUUUCAACUGAAAACCUUAAAAUAGAGCAACAAAAACUGUCUACUAACAUUCCCAUAAUGAAUGAGGCAGAGGACGCUAAUAACAAGCAACAUCUGAAGUUCGAAGACCUGAAAGAGAAAGCUGGAGAACUGAAACGCAGGCAGAGAUCUUUGGAGCUAUCCAUCAGUGCAAUCACUAAGGAAAUAGAAGCCAACUCCAACAUGAAGGAGACCAAGAAAGCCUCCUUAAAAGCACUUAGACAAUCAGCAUUUGAGAAACUGCAGAACGAUCUUGAAACCAUAAAGCUGACCGAUAAAGACAUUUAUGAAACAAACAGAAAACUUGAGCUUGUCAUCAUGGAGAACUGCAGGCUGAAGCUGCAAAAUGCACAAUAUAAAGAAGAUAUUACUGACAGCAGAAGUGAAGCGCAGCAGCACUUAUCAGCAACCCAACGCUUGGAGGGAAACCUGGCGUCUCUCAUCGAACAUCUGCGUGAAGCUUGGAAAGAAGAUAACUUUGUUUGCAGCGAUUUUUCUGAUCGAGACCAGGAGAUUUUGGAUUCCAUCAUCGAACUUUUAAAAAAAAUUAAUCAGAGAGAGGAGAAGGUUGGGCACCUGAGCAAUAUACUGCAGAAUAAAUUCAUUGGAUUGACUUCUCUUUUAGACAGCAACAUAGGAGUUAGUCAAACAGUGUAGCCAUGUCAUUUACUAUACCGAUCACAGGAACAAAACUAAAAGAGGAAAUUAUAAUAAACUGUGCUUACCUUCUGUACACAGCGGAGAAAGUAAUUCUGUUAGCAGAACAUAAUUCUGUUAGCAGAACGCUUGCACCAAAAAAACAACACAAAGGAGUAUAUUUACUAAAAGUCGAUUGGGAUAGAUUUGGAUCUAUUUUUGGUCGAUUUUGUGUUUCAGGGUCUAAAUCACACAUUUACACACAAUUUUUGACAUUGUUUAAUAAUAUCGGUAGCAGAGGAAUAUAUACAUAUUCGUACUUUUGUAUAGAGCAACGCGUUUCACCGAUCAUUGGGGAAUGUUUAGGAAUUCGCUUUUUUUCUGGUAACAAAUUGAAAUAUUGCCCGAGAUCUCAAGCUAUACUCAAAGUACAUUGUAAAUAUUAGUAACUCAGUCCACCUGAAAAUUCUCUUCUCGCUGGUCAUCCACAACCAGAUAAAGCGUCCCAUAAAGGUUUGUUCCCAGAUGAAGAAACAGGUUAAACUGGACAGUAACCAGCUUAUUACUGUACAGAAGUGGAUUGUGCGUUACAUUGAAUUAAUCAUAUACAGCAUGGAAUGUAAUCUGACAUUUGAGUCUCGUGUGCAAUAUCACAGCUCCUAAUCAGGAAAGCAAACUGUAAAUUGGAGUGAGGUCCUAGAUCUUUACAUCUGACCUUUGAAUACGUACUGUAUUUAUCUAUGUAAUGUCUAAUGUUAUUAGGUUCAUUUGUAAAGCUUUAUUGUUAUAGAUUGAUGUUAUAAUUUACUAGCUACAGGCCCGAUUCAAAGUUGUACGCGAGGCCGACAUUUACAGAAGUGAGCAACUGUCGACCAACUGUGCAUGGCGUCACGGUCGCACGGUUUAUGUGCCAAAGGUACCUUAGUGAUGUCGCCCUCAGUGAGGAUUUAUUAGAAAAGUGAUUGACAGUGGCCAUUUGCGGGAGGUAACGGAGAGUGGCGGCAAAAAUGCAGGUGUGUUGCAACUGUUUUUGGGAAGAUCCUUAGCCUACAUUGCGAUCCCAUGCGCGGAAAACAUGGCGGCAGUUCCCGUGGCCAUUCUACGUGAACAUAGGGUUACUUGGAGAGUCAAGUCUCUGCGAUCAUCACUGCAUAUCUGUACGCAAUUGCUUGGAUUUGCAAAGCCAUAGCUGAGCGUAUCAAUAGAAAUCCAGACUUCUGUGUCAUUUGCAUAUCCACUGUGGCAUUUUUUGAGGGUUGACCACAUUUCCCCUAGUACACAUUGUAGAGCUGCAAGUUAUUAUAUAGUCUGUUCACAAGGUGCCUGCUCCACUCUAAUUAUGGUUAAAAAAAAAAAAUUCCCGUGGUGGGUGUGGACAAAAAGCAAGUAACUUUGUAUCUGGAACAAACCACGCUGCAAUGCAAGUGGUGCAAAUGUAUUGCUUUUAUUUAUUUCUUUUUCCAUGUAGGAUAUAUCCUGGCUACUUUUGGUACUGGGUGUUAUUUUUAGACUGCAAUUUAAAUUGAGUUUGGACACACCCCUCCCAAAUCUAAAUCUCUGCAGUUUUACAUCUGCCCAACCACCAAUGUGCAAAGUUUCUUGCUUUCUUAUUUGCUUUGCUGCCAAUGCAGAAUGAGUCCCACUAUGUAUAUAUGACAUAAGUAAGCACAAUCGGGUGUGGUUCAUCAAAUCGACAGUGUCUAGGUCGACAGUGUUUAGGUCGACCACUAUAGGUCGACAGUCACUAGGUCGACAUGGAUGGACGGUCGACAGGGUUUCUAGGUCGACAUGAGGAUUUUUUUUAUUUUUUUUUGGUGUCGUUUUCUUCGUAGAGUGACCGGGAUCCCAAAUUAGUGCACCGCUUCGCUCGCCAUGCUUCGGGCAUGGUGCCUUCGCUUUGCUCGGCACACUUAACGAUCCACGUGGACUACGAUUGGAAGGGUAAAGUAUGAAAAAAUUCAAAAAAAGAAAAAAAAUGUGAAAAACUCAUGUCGACCUUUAGACCUGUCGACCUAGCACAUGUCGACCUAGAAACCCUGUCGACCUUCCAUCCAUGUCGACCUAGUGACUGUCAACCUAUAGUGGUCGACCUAAACAUUGUCGACCUAGACAAUGUCGAUCUUCAGACCGGAUCCCGCACAAUCAGGUAACACCAUCCCCACCAUGAAGUUUAAUGGUGGUAACAUGUUAUGGUGUGCUUAUCAGCAGUAGCGUGUGGAAAUCGUGUCAGGAGAGGUAGGAAGAUGAUUGGUGGACAUAACAUACAAAUCCUACUCUCUGCUGAAAAGCAAAAGCUAUUGAGGGAAAGACAUGAUAAAAAGCAAAUCUCACAAAUGGAGCUUAAAUGAACCACUUCAAGACCAAUGGCAAAACUAGUCCUAGAGGGUAAGCGCAAUGGAAUUUGCUGCGCUAUAUAAGAAACUGUUAAUAAAUAAUAAAGCUUGUUCGGACAUGUGCCAAAAAAGGCAUCGCAUGCAACAUUAUUAUCUAAGUAUAUCACAAUAAAAAGAUACCAAUCAAAGAAA
Molecule: messenger RNA, 4788 nt
Organism: Pseudophryne corroboree (corroboree frog)
Lineage: Eukaryota; Metazoa; Chordata; Amphibia; Anura; Myobatrachidae
Product: coiled-coil domain-containing protein 175-like
Exons: 19
Coding region: 62-2284 (740 amino acids)
Source: RefSeq, a predicted model, not a curated record